AUGUUUCAAAAACCAGGGAAAGCGAUGAAAACGGAUUUCUACGAGGCCGAAAUACUGAAGUCCCUCGACGGACAUUUUCCCAAAUCGAUAGCCCACAUAGACGAGCCUUUAAACGUGGACAACAUGUUGACCGAAGAAGCAUCGUCGGAUUCGAAUGCAGAGAAGAUGUUCACAGCGGAAAACAUUCCAGAAAUUGUGAAACUAUUCAAAGAGGCCGACACUGAUGAAAGUGGAGGCCUGGACAUGGAUGAAUUUUAUGAGAUGAUGGCGCAGAUAAACACAGAUAUCACAAAAGAGGAGGUUCGUGUCUUACACAUGAAAAUUGACACAAACUGCGAUCGAACCGUAGAUCUAGGAGAACUUUUGCACUAUCUCCUUCAGAGAAAUGAACAAGCAGAGACUUUGGACUACAAGAACAUACUUUUCCCAUAUGAUUUUACGUACACACAGACUGACUGUCUGAAACCAAUUGUGAAAAUGAUUUGCCGACCCGCCAAUCUGAGAGCCGCACAGGAUUUCAGGGACUACUGCUUAAUGGAACCAAUCAGGUCUUACAAAAGCUAUAAUUACAUUACGGUCACAACAAAUGGCACGCUGAAAUACUGGUCAAAUGACUUAAAGAUAUCAAAAUGUAUUCCCCUUCAAGAAAGAGAGACGACAACACCUGCUUAUCACCAUACUCCCAAAAUGCAUGUUUUCGAUGUGUUGUACAUCAGCGAUCUCAAAAUGCUAGCUGUCUCAACGUCUGACCGAGAGAUCUUAUUCUAUAAUUGUGAGCACUUUUCUGAUUUAACGAGAAUCAAAUUCUGCAUCUUGGAGGAAGAGUUUACAGCCAUGGACUACUAUUGUAAUGGGAACAAGGGUAUUUUUGCGUGUGGCGACUCAAGAGGAUUUUUGUUUGUGUACGUCUCCUAUUACAUCCACGAUAAUGGCCUUUUCAACAAGAAGAAGUUACAAAGAAGCUGUUUGCGACACUACCCAACUGUGACUGUCUCAUCCCUGCUAAGCACAACCUGUGAAAACUUUGACAGUCUGAAGAUUUUUAUUUUUGAUGACAUUUGCACUCAAGUGCAAUACAUUCCAUCUUUACAGUCUUUUACCGUGUGCGGUGCUACAUCCAAAUUCAUGGCCGUCAUAGAAUGCAUGUUUGACCAAGAGAGAAGUGAGCCUGCUGUCAACGCACAGAUCUAUAGAAGCCCUGGGAACUACAGAUUCUACAAGUCUGUUGCGUAUUCUCCUUGGUCCAGGUAUUUCCUGACCGGUGGAAUGUCUGGGGUUCUACGGGUGUGGUUUCCUCACAAAACCAAGUCUUAUGAACGUGAAUUAAUUGGACAUAAAGAAACAGUCACCCAUGUUGUGUACAAUUCCAUAGAGAAAAUGUUUGUCUCCAUAUCGGUAGACAAACAGAUAUGUUUUUGGACUGAUGGAGACUGGAACCUCAAGCAGCGUAUUUUUCCCAGUGGCUUGACACCAACAGCCCCAAUCACCAGUGUAUGCUACAACAUACACAACAAUGAGUUUUAUGUUGCUAACUCAGUUAUUGGAAAAUGUUUUGGAAGGGGAACCAAUGUUUUCCAUGAGACCUUGAAAUCACACUACAUGCCUUUGUGCAGUAUGCUCUAUCACGGGAUUUACAAGCAAGUUAUCUCUGUUUGCCAGAAAGGCAUUGUGACAGUGUGGGAUAUCUUGACCGGAAAGGCUGUUAUGGAGUUUGACAUUACACCAAGCAAACAGAAGAUUGCUGGAAACACAUUUAUGUCAUUCGAUGAAGUCAACCGCAAACUGAUCACAAUUUCUUGUGACAGGUUAAUAAAACAUUGGAACUUUAACAAUGGAGAACAGCUGGAAAUUCUAGAAACAACCUUACCGAAUGAUGUGACCAGCAUUGUCCUCAUGAACGAUGACAUGUACAUUUCCACAAAGAAUUCCUCAAAAAUCUUACAGUUGGAUUCUAAUGGAAAGUUAAGGAAUGAGUUCGAGCAUUUUCUAUUGAGCAAUAUUUCCUCGAUGGAUUACCAUGACGACAAAUUGAUAGCAGCCUCCAGCAAUGGCAAUGUUCUCACUUGGGAUUUAGAAACUUUAACCGUUUUGUACUAUAUCAACACAACAAACAACCCUAAAAUACAAAGUGUUGAACUGUACCUCCGCCAGCUAACGCUUCGACAUGAUUUGUUGAUCGAGUCUACGUUGAAGCAAAGUGAAGAAAAAAGAGUUCUAUUAGUAAAAUCUCUGAAGAGCAGAGAGGUUACUGCUACAACAGGCACAUUGCUGACAAUAGGAGAUCUUUACAUUACGGCAUGGUCAACGACAAUUAACGGAGGACUGAUAAGUAGGUUCAAGGCAGUCAUACAAGAUGGUGCUAAGAUUACUUGUGUGUCACUUUCUGAAAGUGAAACCAUUUUACUGACAGGCGAUAGCUAUGGAGUAGUUUGUUUGUAUGAUAUUGAGGAUUUUGGUCUUCAAACAAAAGAUAAUAUGGAAUAUGAGACAAUCAGUGGAUGGCUAUUCCCUUCACAACCAACUCCACUGAUAGCCACUUGGAAAGCCGGUACUUCUGAGUUGAUAAGUGUUGCAUGUGACCCUACUUGCGAGAAAAUAAUUACAGCAGAGGUGGAUUACAAUGUGAAACUCUGGUCAAAUACUGGUACCUUUGUUGGCAUCUUUGGAAAGGAUCGAUGGGUGAACAUGGUUCCAAAACAAGUUCCGGCCGUAGAAGACAUAGAAAUGGUUGGACCAGAGAGGCCACCGUAA
Gambusia affinis (western mosquitofish) is the source of this 2751-nucleotide messenger RNA. Its product is annotated as WD repeat-containing protein on Y chromosome-like. NCBI's taxonomy places the organism in Eukaryota, Metazoa, Chordata, Actinopteri, Cyprinodontiformes, Poeciliidae. Gene Ontology annotation, molecular function: protein binding; calcium ion binding. The record is from RefSeq and is a predicted model, not a curated record. Bases 1 to 2751 code for a protein of 916 amino acids. The transcript is spliced from 2 exons.